AUGGACAUUCGUAGAAAAAGACUUUACGAUAUUCUUACGCUAUUCAUAAUAGCCACAAUAAUAUGCUUUUAUACUACAUCCCAAUCAAGAUUGUCAAUUCAACUUAAAUUCACCGAGGACGAUGUAGAUGAUCGUCCAAAAGCUGCUAUUAUGGCCCUAUGCAGAAAUAAAGAACUCGAAGCUAUGGCUAAAACCAUGCAACAGCUCGAAGACAGAUUUAAUAAAAAGUUCAAAUAUGAUUGGGUAUUCCUCAACAAUGAACAGUUUUCCCCUGAUUUCAUCAAUACCACGAGCGCAAUUGCUUCCGGGAGGGUAAAACAUGUACUCAUACCUAUGAAAUAUUGGUCAUAUCCAUGGUGGAUUGAUCAGGAUAAGGCAGCCAAUACAAGAGAAGAAAUGAAGGCACAGAAGAUUAUUUAUGGUGGAAGUGAAUCUUAUAGACAUAUGUGUAGAUUCAAGAGUGGAUUUUUCUUCGAGUUGGACGAAAUGGCAGAAUAUGAUUACUAUUGGUUAGUAGAACCAAACACACAAUUCUUUUGUGAUGUUGAUUAUGAUGUUUUCCAAUAUAUGAAAGAUAAUAAUAAACUAUUUGGAUUUUCGUUAGUGGCUGGUGAAAUUCGAAAAACGAUAAGGACGUUUUGGAAGUCAACGAAAGAAUUUUUGGAUGAACAUCCGGAAUAUAUUGCUGAGAAUAAUUUAAGUGAAUUUAUAACUAAUAAUAAGCGGAGUUCAUUUAAUGGGAAUCAUUUUUGGUCAAAUCUUGAAAUCGGAAGUUUGAAAUUCUUCAGAUCAGAAGCAUAUAGAGAAUAUUUCAAGCAUAUGGACCAAGCCGGUGGGUUCUUUUAUGAAAGAUGGGGAGACGGUCCGCUUCAUGCAGUUGCUGCAACACAUUUCAUUCCCAAAGAUCAAAUCCACUUUUUUGAUAUAGGAUAUAGACACGGGAUUCUUCAGACAUGUCCCUUGGAUGAAGAAUAUAGGAGUGAACAUAAUUGUGCUUGUAACCCGGGAAAAGAUUUUAGGUAUAGGGACAGUGUGAUUGGGAGGAUGGCAAAGAAAUUUUAUGAUUUGAUGGAACUACCUAAACCAGAGCAAUAUCCUCUAUUUGCACAAGGUGAUCCUACUAAACCAAAGGUGACCAAAACGGCGGCGACAGCUUUGGUUGCACCACCUCUGGAUGCACCACCUCUGGAUGUACCCUUAUCUAAGGCAGCAUAG
Messenger RNA from Hemisphaericaspora subhashii, 1215 nucleotides. RefSeq names its product glycosyltransferase family 15 protein. Lineage: Eukaryota; Fungi; Ascomycota; Pichiomycetes; Serinales; Debaryomycetaceae. Bases 1 to 1215 code for a protein of 404 amino acids. Gene Ontology annotation, biological process: protein N-linked glycosylation; cell wall mannoprotein biosynthetic process; protein O-linked glycosylation. The transcript has a single exon. The record is from RefSeq and is a predicted model, not a curated record. Gene Ontology annotation, cellular component: membrane; Golgi apparatus. Gene Ontology annotation, molecular function: alpha-1,2-mannosyltransferase activity.